Trichophyton verrucosum HKI 0517 is the source of this 1452-nucleotide messenger RNA. RefSeq names its product C6 finger domain protein, putative. Bases 1 to 1452 code for a protein of 483 amino acids. NCBI's taxonomy places the organism in Eukaryota, Fungi, Ascomycota, Eurotiomycetes, Onygenales, Arthrodermataceae. The record is from RefSeq and is a predicted model, not a curated record. The transcript is spliced from 3 exons.
AUGUUUCGUGACGAGACCCGUAAGACGGCACAUAAAGCAUCCACGAAGACUUCCAAGCAAAGAAACAGCAAAAAUGCCAGCCCGAGUACUUCUACAAACUUAACUAACAGUAUUGCAUCGACCAAAUUAAUUACCCUAGCCUCGUCAAAUACCCCAGAGGAGGUCUCACGAAGUCUCUCCAUCAGUCUGAAUCAGCAGGCCAUCUGCUUCUUUCUGCAUAACUACGUUGUACCUUGCAUUCCAACUUCCGGACGAGUUGGAUAUCUACAUAGCCUUCAAUCUACGACGUCAGAUGCAGUACUUGCAUGUAUGGCCUCUGUCGGGAUGGCAACGCUAGCAAACAUAAAUUACUCCGCAGAUCUGCGUAUUGCAGCGCGAGAGCAAUAUGGCCAUGCGCUUUCUUUGACGAAUGCCAUGUUGCGAGACCCUGCCAAGGCAAGGCAGCCAGCAGCCCUUGAUACAGUCAUGUUGCUGGGCAUGUUUGAGGUAUCUCCCUCUCCAAAACACAUCACAGUCUACGAGAGUAGAGCUAACCAUUACUGGAGAAGUCAUCAUGAGGGAGCCCUUGCUCUGCUAAAAAUAAAUUCCAAGCCAGGUCCAGAAGACAUUAUCAAUUUUCGGAUGUUUGUACAGGCUCGUGGCCAAAUUCUUUCCAGCUGCCUAUUGACUUCGUCGCGAGCACCCCCAUUUCUUCAAGGUGUACCACGGGAGCAGCAAGGCUGCCUACCAAAAUCUGAAGGUCUCCUUGAAGAUGUGACAACACUGUUGGUCAAACUAUGCAAUUUACGCGCCGAAAUUGAAGACCGCAGCCUAGUCUUGCCGGAAGAUAUUAUACCCCAAGCCUUCGCUCAGGAAAAAGACUUUACUGCUCUUUACAAUGAGCUUUGGGAAUUCUACCCUUACAAAACACUUGCUGUUAUCGAUCGAGAGAUGCCACCGUCGCCGGCAGACGAAGUCUAUGGAAAAUAUUACCACACCUACACAGAUUACUUUGUCCCUAACAUAUAUAACGCUAUACGCGGCGCGCGUAUCCUUGUAACGGAAAUUAUUGAAGAGGCUGCUGCCAAGCUUUCUCCUUCAUCACUUCUGUAUGCUCAAUACGACAACUUAUCUCUUCUAAUCGAGCAGAGUCGAGCAGGCGCGUUACAGGCAGCGAUUGACAUAUGUGCCAGCGUGCCCUAUGAUCUAGGAAGCAUCGAAAUGAAAAGACAAGACGGUGCAGAUAUUGGAAGAAGCGGCAGAGCACUUGGUGGAUAUGUUUUACUUUGGCCGUUGUGUCUUGCCGGAGAUCUGCCGUAUGCCCCGACCUCGUUGCGGGACUGGGCAAUCAACAGGUUCGAAUACAUUGGACGUGCUUUGGGAAUCAAACAAGCGAUCUGGAUGGCUGCUCUGUUAAGGAUGGGUGGCAUGCGUGCUCUGCUGACAACAUUGCGUAUCAGUGAUGAGGACUGA